AUGGCAACGUGUUUGUUCAAUCUCCCUCUCGAGUUGCGAGAGAAAAUAUACUCGGAGCUCCUUGUUGUCCCAGGACCUAUAGUUUUUGAACCAGACGACGGUAACCCCUGCCCACCUGUAGGGUCCCAAAGACGCGGGCUCUAUCCUGCAAUCCUUCGCGUUAACAAGAAGGCUUACCGCGAAGCCAGCCGACUGUUCUACUCGAAAAAUCGCUUCGAAGUCCCCAACGUCAUAGGGUCUCCUGGAUUCCCUGAAAUCGCUUCAGUCGCCUUGUUCCUCAGUCAGAUCGGUUGCCAAGCAAGUCUCAUUCGCUACAUCUGUAUCGAUUUCCCUCGCUGGGACUUUGAUGAUCAGCCUGAAGGAGGAAGCUUCCACCCAGGCGACAUUCGGAACCUCGAGCUUGUUCGGGCCAGUUGCCAAAAUAUCAGGGUUCUUGAAUUAUCACUGGACACUGGGCAAAACUCGAUUCUCGACGAACCAGUAACACCAGAGACACUCGAUUCGAUCGAUGUGGCAACCAGAGAUGUUCUAUCACCGAAAGAGAUUGUGGUCCGUAUCCAGGUCUAUGGUGAAGAUGAUAUAUGUGACAGUGUGACGAGGAUGCGCAGUUAUGGAUGGACGGUCGAGGUCACCAAACGAGAACCUGUGAAGGAAACUUGGGAAUACGAUGAGCACGGAAUCGAAUUUGACAAUGGAGAUGACUACUGGGAUUACGUGAACAUGAUAGAGAAGGAACGAGAAGAAAAGGAAUGGCUGGAGGAUUAUUGGGAAAAGAGAAACGACCCCUGGCGCAAAAAUGAUUCGGAUUAUGAUUGA
Diaporthe citri is the source of this 816-nucleotide messenger RNA. RefSeq lists its product as uncharacterized. NCBI's taxonomy places the organism in Eukaryota, Fungi, Ascomycota, Sordariomycetes, Diaporthales, Diaporthaceae. Bases 1 to 816 code for a protein of 271 amino acids. The record is from RefSeq and is a predicted model, not a curated record. The transcript has a single exon.